UAAGGUCUGAUCUUUAGCUUUUGUUCGAGCCGCUCGAUCAUUCUGUUAACGUCUUCUGUUGCGAUCAGUCGGCACCUGUUGCGCGCACGCUCUCCGUGUUUCGUUCGCUUGGAUCGAUCGAUCGAUCGAUGUGCUCGGUUUCGGAUUCGGAUUCGGUCCGUGAUAUCUUGCGCCAGAUCUGUCAUUUACCGUUUUCCUACCAGAUCGCGGAGCAAAGUGCACGAAGCUGCUAACUGAUUUGGCGAGAAUUCACCCGAAAAUUGUGCAACAACAAGUGAAGUGCAGCCAGUAAACCGGCAAUCGGCAAGGGUGCCUUGCCCCUCCGGCUGGCCAAGUGAAUUACAUAGUUGGAAUAUAGAUCGCCGGGCAUUAAAUUAUGUCAAGAGCCUGCAAUAAACCAAGUGGCCAAAAGUGAUCAACAAAAGGCCACAAAACUGAAAAAAAAUUUUAAAAAAUUAAAAAACCAACAAAAAAAUAGUGAAAAUAUUUCAAAAAUGUAUGCUCACCAAGAACCACGAAUAAAUCUCGUGUGAAAAGUUAAAAAAAACUGCAAGCCAAAGCAAGUAAUUAACAUUCCACAUAAAAACUCAAUUUACUAUAGAAACUUCCAAGCCAAAAAAACAAAAGCGGCCUAAACAGCAACUACAAGACCAGGAUGUCACUGCUAACAACAAGAGGCAACGAGAACUGAAAAAUAAUUACGGGUCGAGAACAAUAAUAAUAAGCAACAUGAGCAGCCUGUCAGCAGCACCAGCAGCAGCGGGAGGAGGACCUGGAGCAGAUGCUUCUGGAGGCCAGCCCACAGUCACUGCCACUGCCACUGGCAACAUGGAGCCAGCGAUGGUGCCACGUACCGCCAAUUUGCUGGCAUGCAAACAAUGGUGGCGCGUCUGCUUUUUGUACGGCGACCAGCAGAAAUAUUACCGACAGCUCUAUAGCAAGGCGGCGGCCCAGCGGCUGGCGGGGGCUAAUCAGGAGCCCGGCACAAUGCAGGACAAUGCCCGGGAUCGCGACUACGACACCGUGGCCCUGGCGAUGGGUCUGGACAGCGAUCUUAUCAAUGGGCAAUUAGAUGCCGUCGAAGAUGCGGACGACGGCAUCGAUCUGGGCGAUCCCUCGAGCCAGUCGAGGGGCGGUCGUCCUCUCUUCCCGCUCUCCUCCUCGCCGCGUCGCAGCAAAAAGCUACUGCGAUCCCUGCGCGCCCAUGUGAGGGGGGAGAAGGCGACUAAGGCUGCUGCCCCCGCUGCAGGUGAGCAGGAGAGCGAGCUGACCCAGAGGAACGCCCGGGUUACCGUCCUGGACGAUCCCUUUCUCUUCGGCAUCGAUGCCGAUCACCUGGGCGACCUGGUGGUGCGCGGCAAGCACUACAGUCCGCUGGAAGCCACCGAGAACAUGGUCAAGUUCUACGGCGGCGAACAGGAGGCCACCGCCCAGGUGCUGGAGAUCAUCGAGCAGGAGGAGGGACUACCAAUCGAGCAGGAGGAGGUGCCCAAGCCAGCUCUGCCGCCCAAACAGAAACAACACCGUCCUGUACCGCCCCUGCCGCCGCCUCCAGCGAAUCGGAUUACCCCGGGCCCCGUCGGAUUACCCGGAGCAGAGCAACCACCACCGCAAGUGCCGCUGCAACCUCUGACCGCCGGCGAUCUACAGUUUCUGAACCUGAGCCUCCGGCAGCGCAGUUUACCGCGCAGCAUGAAGCCGUUUAAGGAUCCCCACAAUAUCAGUUUCACUUUCAACGAACUGGACACGAGCGCCGCAGCGGAAGUGGCCACAGGAGCAGCCAAGGCCCAGCAGGAGGCAAAUGAGCCCAUCAGCCGGACCCCGCUGACGCAGAUCUCCUAUCUGCAGAAGAUCCCCACGCUGCCGCGCCACUUCUCGCCCAGUGGGCAGCAGCACCCGAAUCUGGGUCUGCCCAGCAGCUCCUCCGCCAGCGCCCUGUUUGCGGCGCAAAGUGCCGCCGGCCUGCUGCCCACCUCGCCGCUGCCGCUCCAGCGCCACCAACAGUUCUUGCCCCCGCACCACCAGCAGCUGCCGGGAGUGGGAGUGGGCCUGCCAGGAGGACCGCCCCAGUACUCGCCCGGUGCCCCCAAGUACUCCAAUGCCCAGCUCCCGCCUCCGUCGCACCACCAGCUGUCGCCCGCUCUGUCCACGCCCUCGCCACCUUCCCUGCUCCACCAUCCCGGCGUGGGAACGUCGUCCGCCUCCGCGCACGCUCCCUUUCUGGCCGGACCACACAUGGACAUGCAGCGGCAGUCGCACUCGGAUGACGACAGCGGCUGCGCCCUGGAGGAGUACACCUGGGUGCCACCUGGACUGCGUCCUGACCAGGUUCGCCUGUAUUUCUCGCAAAUACCCGACGACAAAGUGCCAUACGUCAACAGCCCGGGGGAGCAGUAUCGUGUGCGACAAUUGCUGCAUCAACUUCCGCCGCAUGAUAACGAGGUUCGUUACUGUCACUCACUGACGGAUGAGGAGCGCAAGGAGCUGCGGCUCUUCUCCACGCAGCGCAAGCGCGAUGCCCUGGGCCGCGGCAACGUGCGGCAGUUGAUGAGCGCCCGACCCUGCGACGGAUGCGACGAACUGAUUUCCACGGGCGACAUUGCCGUCUUCGCCACGCGACUGGGUCCCAAUGCCAGCUGGCAUCCGGCAUGUUUUGCUUGCUGCGUCUGUCGCGAGCUCCUCGUGGAUCUCAUCUAUUUCCACCGGGAUGGACGCAUGUACUGCGGACGCCACCACGCGGAGACCCUCAAGCCGCGCUGCUCGGCCUGCGAUGAAAUCAUCCUUGCCGACGAGUGCACAGAGGCGGAGGGCAGGGCGUGGCACAUGAACCACUUCGCCUGCCACGAGUGCGACAAGCAGCUGGGCGGCCAGCGGUACAUAAUGCGCGAGGGCAAGCCCUACUGCCUGCACUGCUUCGACGCGAUGUUCGCCGAGUACUGCGACUACUGCGGCGAGGCCAUCGGCGUGGACCAGGGCCAGAUGAGCCACGACGGGCAGCAUUGGCACGCGACAGACGAGUGCUUUUCGUGCAACACGUGCCGCUGCUCACUGCUGGGCCGUGCCUUUCUGCCACGCCGGGGAGCCAUCUACUGCUCUAUUGCCUGCAGCAAGGGCGAGCCGCCGACGCCAUCGGACAGCUCCGGAACCGGCAUGUACACCACGCCAACGCCGCCUACGCAGCGAGUGCGCAGCCAUCCGCAGGCGCCCCUACCGGCGCGCAUACCCAGCAGCCACGCUUCCAGCUCGCCGCCCAUGUCGCCUCAGCAGCAGCAGCAGCAUCAGGCAAGCUUCAACCAGGCGAUGUAUCAGCUGCAGAGCCAGCAGCUGGAGGCGGCCGGAGGCGGCAGUCUGCUGGGCCUGGGCGGCGAGUUGUCUCUUCUGGAGCAGGGCAAGAGCUACGCCACCUCGGACUCGGACGCGGGCGUAGUCAAGGAUCUGGAGCUGGAGCACCACGGAUCUGGCCACGCGGUCGGCGGCGAUCUCACCGACUUCUCAGGCGGCCGUGCUUCCAGCACCUCGCAGAACCUGUCGCCGUUGAACUCGCCGGGCGACUUUCAGCCGCACCUCCUGCCCAAGCCAAUGGAGCUGCAGCGGGACGGGGUGUACAACUUCAACGAGAUGGCCUCGAACCUGGACGCAGCCUGGCCGGCGAAGCCUAGCCUGGGCGCCCCGAACAGCUACCAGCUGCAGCGGCAGCUGCUGGAGAACCCGCACACCGCCAGCAUGCCGGAGCUAGCGGGGAACCUGCCGCACUUGUCGCAGCUACAGUCCUCCGGCCAGCAGUUCCAACAGUUCCCACAGCACGAGUACGCCGAUAUACUGCACCCGCCUCCGCCGCCGCCGGGAGUAGAGUUGCCUGAGUUGCCCACUCCUAACCUGAGUGUGGCGUCCACGGCCCUGCCGCCGGAGCUAAUGGGCUCGCCCACUCACUCGGCGGGCGAGAGGUCCCUAAACACGCCGCUGUCCACUCAGUCGGCCACGCAGGCGCUCACCCAUCCAGUUUCUAUAUUGAGUGGGGCAUCCUCCUCCUCGCCCAUGAGCGGGGAGCCGGGCAAGAAGAAGGGCGUACGCUUCGAGGGCAUCCCAGACACCUUGCCACGUUCGCGAAGCUACUCGGGAAACGGAGCCGGUACAAGUGGGGGCGGUGAGCGGGAACGAGAGAGAGACAGGGAUCGGGAUCGUGAUCGGGACAGGGAGAGUGGCGGGCGUCACGGUCACGGGCACUCCUCCCGAAGGCGAAGGCGUCGCAAGUCCUCCUCCACCACCGGGCAUCAUCGCAGCGGCAGUGGCCACCGGUCGCACUCCACCACGCGCGCAGAUACAUAUGCGCCUGCGCAGCCACUCUCCGCCUCCUACCAAGGUCCACCCUCCGUCCUGCAGGCCGCUAGCCUGACCCAUGAGGGCGAGGCCCACAAGUCGCCCAAUCGGCAGCCGAAAGAGCGGGAGCGGGAUCGGGAAAGGGAGCGCGAGGAGUCCGAGGAGUCGGACGUGUGCUCCACCUGCUCCUCGAGUUCCUCCAGUUCCGAGGACUACAUGAUGAUGUACCAGCUGCCUCAGAGGCGCCACUAUGGCGGCGUGCGCGUGAGCUACGUACCCAACGAUGCCCUGGCCUACGAUCGGAAGAGGAAGCCCAGCGAGAUGGGCGGCGACAAGGACAAGAAUUGCAUCAUCUCGUGAUGCAGCCGUAGGGCGCUCUAAUCAGAGCCCAGAUGCAUUCAGAGAAACAUAACCAGAUCGGUGAUCCCGAUGCAGAUGCAGAUGCAGAUGCAGGCAAGGAGUUAUUAAUGAGGCGCCCUGGGCAACUCCAUCUCGUGGCUAACGAAGUGGCCCAGAACGCUGGCGGGGAUCAUCAAUUCUUCGCAACGGAGGCAACUACCGGCACACGACAAAGCAAAGUAAAGUUCAACUUGACAUUAAGGCGCCUAGUUAGGAUACACUCACCAACAAACAUAUGCAACUCCGGAGGAGGAGAAACCGAAACCCUACAAUAAGAGCCAACACUGUUCCAAAAACACAUCCCUAGUUAAGCCUAGAUUCAGCCUAUAUAUAUAUUUUUAUACUUAUGAGUAGCCUAAGAAAAGAUAUGCCCUAUUUAUACCCUACAUAAAUAUAUUUAUUGCAGCAACUAGCGUAGAUCUUAAAGUUAAAGUUAUUCUUAGGUAAAAAGCGGACAGGCGUAGAGUUCCUUGCAACGCUGACGCUAUCGGGCUAAUGAAACACUACAAUAACUAUAGCUUAAGACGAUCAACUGUAUGACAUUCAAGAGAAUAAAGAGUUCAAAGAGAGUGGAGACAACCACUACUGGCAAUACAUAAAUGGCCUGAAGGACUUUAUAUAUUUUAUUUGUAAGAAAACAUUAACUAAA
Molecule: messenger RNA, 5365 nt
Organism: Drosophila kikkawai
Lineage: Eukaryota; Metazoa; Arthropoda; Insecta; Diptera; Drosophilidae
Gene: pk
Product: prickle
Molecular function (GO): zinc ion binding
Source: RefSeq, a predicted model, not a curated record